AACGCGCUGUUCCACUGGUCUAACCACGGGGCGCGCUCCCACGCAGGAACAUUCCUCUUCUAUUCCUCCAGCCGCUCAUUAAGUGUUUUUUCUUUCUUUCAUUUUCUUUUCCCCCCUCUUUCUGUUGCAACAUGAGCGCUGAAUGCAGCAGUUACUACAGCGCUGACGGGGUGUUCGUGGACUCAUUCUCCUGCCCUAAACCAGGGAAUGCUGCCGCUGCCAUCUACUGUUGUGGAUUUAACGAUAUUAAAUAUUGCUGUGAUGAUGCCAACAGUUUUUUCCCGUAUGAGUACGGGUACAUGUGGUGGCUCAGUAUCGGUGCUCUGGUCGGUCUGUCUAUAGCAGCGGUCGUCCUCCUUGCUUUCCUCAUCACUGUAUGUGUCCUCUGCUACCUCUUUAUCGUCACCAAACCCACUCGUCGUCUUGACAACGGCCUACCCCUAAGAGCGCCAGGAGAUCCCAGUGAGGGGCCGAGUCAUGUGAGGGUGCCCUGCGCUGCUGCGCCACAAAGAUUCAAAAAUCCCUUUGUGAACAGGAAGGUGGAUUGUGACAAUCAGUCGCCAGACCCAGAGCACCUUUUCCAGAGGUGUUUUACACCCACAGUCACUGGAGUGAAAGUGGAAAGUCCAUCAUAAAUUACUCUUUUUUAAAUAUAAGGACAGCAGCACUCUAUCAGUAAGGCAAAUCAAUGAGGAAAUAGCCUUUUGGUACCAGUGGACAACUAUGAAUGAGAGGAAAGUAACUGAUACAGUGUGAGCGGUGGCUGAGAGGAGUAUAUACUGAGUAACACAACUUUAGACCAGUAUUAAGAAGGCUGUGACGUUUCUUGCCUUGUUGACAUUUUUCAUGCAUUAAAGUCGUCUUAUCCUCGUGGCCUCCUCACGGGUGGAAAUUACUUAUCCUCCAUCUUUUUGGAAACGAAUGCAUAAAUUUGGCUUUCUGAAAGCCAAAGAUUCAUUAAGAACACAUGAAUCAUUGAGUCGUAUGCAGUUUACAGUGAGGACAUACAGUUUUAGGCACAUUUAUGUGCUGAAGAUGUUGCACUUGGGUAAGAGAAAACCAAGCUAGUGUUUUAAGUCGGGAGGCACUCUGAUUUGAAUCUGCUACAUUUUACUCAGGGACUGAAGGAUUUGUGGGAGUGAAACGUUCCCACCUCAACACAGAACUGCACCAUCAAUUGACUUUUCAGAUCUUUAAAAUGGCUUAUGUUUACAUUCUCUGGACAAGCAACCUCAAGUAAAACCCUUUGUGAUGGCUGGAGGCGGGCUUGGAUUGUUGGGUAUCUCUUAUUCUGACACUGGAGUUUGUGGUUUAUAUUCUGUGUCCUGCUGGCAGUCCGGUGCAGGUUUCUUAUAACCACAGUCAUCAUGUUUCUCUAACAUAACCAACAAGGAUUCUGCUGAAGAGUCAAAUUCCUCUUAAUUAUCACAUCAGUUAACAUGAAGGAGCCUGAUUGUAGCGUAAUUCUCACAGGUUUUAGAGUUAAAAUCGCAUCGCUGUAUACCUGAAUCAGUUUUAAAGGAUCCCAUUCUUAUUCAUUAUUAUUGUGAAGAAUGAACCAGUCAACUUAUGCUGUGCGCUGUACAGUUUCACAUAAACAAAACCUCUUUUAUUGCAUAAAAUCUGGGAGGCAGAAGAGGAUCUAACACAGGCAGUACUCUGAUUAAAAAAGCUGAACCUGAAUGCAAUAGCAAGGCGCUACAUCAGUGAAUCACAUGCAAGCACACAUUCCUGGGGGAGUACAUUUCCACUAAUAAACUGUGAUCAUUAUGGCAUAAGAUCUAUUAACUGGUGAUGGCAACAAAUGUUUAGAAUCGUAAAACUUUGUCUGAGUACUGUUAAGCGCUGUCCAGUGUUUUGGCACAUCAAAAGCUUCAAAUUCAUGCAUCUGCU
Messenger RNA from Oreochromis aureus, 1893 nucleotides. Its product is annotated as protein shisa-like-2A. Bases 132 to 635 code for a protein of 167 amino acids. NCBI's taxonomy places the organism in Eukaryota, Metazoa, Chordata, Actinopteri, Cichliformes, Cichlidae. The transcript has 3 exons. The record is from RefSeq and is a predicted model, not a curated record.